Molecule: messenger RNA, 588 nt
Organism: Cinara cedri
Lineage: Eukaryota; Metazoa; Arthropoda; Insecta; Hemiptera; Aphididae
Source: the annotation of a GenBank genome assembly
AUGGAGAGCCCGACGCGCGGCAACGGCACGCGCACGGUACACCGACCGCUGCCGGCGGAAAGUCCUUCUUCCUCUCCUGCGGCUUCACACGCCGGCCCGUUCAGGGUCGGCCGUGCCUUCAGUCCGAGCUCUCCUUUGACCGCAUCUCCCGCCCCGCGCGCGUCGGCGGCUGUCCUCGGUAUUCAGUUCCCAGUCGCGUCCGAAUUGUUCAGUGUUCCUCUCCGCGCCCGUUUCCGCCCGCGUCUGUUUACCGCGACACUGCCCCGGAUUCCGGAUUCCGCUCUACCGCAGCUCGAAUCGCAUCCCGGUCUAUUUUCUCGCAUUCCGCGUACCGCCGAAGCCGCGCUCAAGCCACGCCUUCGGCGCUCGUCCGUGAUAACAGACACCCGGUUUCACUUCUGCUUAUCCUCCGGGCGCCGCUCUCCGUUCCGCGAGCCUAUCGCCCGUUUAUUCCGGACGUUCUCCUAUCGAAGCUGCGAAACGUGCACCUCCGUCGCAAAAAUGCGAUUUUAUUUUACGGGCUCCGAGCGUCGCUACGGCACCGUCGAAAUCUAUCGUUGUGGCCGCGCGUUCUCUGCAGACAAAUGA